AUGGAUGUUAAUUAUUGCCUAGACACGGAGUCGAAUGGAGUGACUCGCACCCACAAAGUCAAUGACCCCGACCACUCCGCUAUUGAGGGUGUUAAUGCCCGCGAUGGCAUGUCUCGAUUCUUUGGCAAGUCGGCAGCAUUCACUGAUGCUGAUCCGAAGAAAACUAAGAAGGAUGGCGGUGGCAAGGGUAAUUGGGGACACUCUGGUGAUGAAAUUCAAGACUACGGUUUUGCAUUCACCAAUGCCCGUCGCCACUCGAACAGCAGCACUCAUGGUGCCGCUGACUUUAGAACCAAGUUUGAGACUCGUGAUACUGAACCUGUCUUUGAAGAGAAACUCCAUGGAGCCUCUGAUGUCUCUGAGGCUUCUGAUGCUUCCGACCUGGUAGUUACCAAAGUUCCGACUAGCAGCAGCACUGAAAGUGUUUAG
This is a messenger RNA of Penicillium taxi, 429 nucleotides long. RefSeq lists its product as uncharacterized. Lineage: Eukaryota; Fungi; Ascomycota; Eurotiomycetes; Eurotiales; Aspergillaceae. Bases 1 to 429 code for a protein of 142 amino acids. The record is from RefSeq and is a predicted model, not a curated record. The transcript is spliced from 3 exons.